Molecule: messenger RNA, 702 nt
Organism: Melospiza georgiana
Lineage: Eukaryota; Metazoa; Chordata; Aves; Passeriformes; Passerellidae
Gene: ARL11
Product: ADP ribosylation factor like GTPase 11
Exons: 1
Coding region: 16-621 (201 amino acids)
Biological process (GO): intracellular protein transport; vesicle-mediated transport
Cellular component (GO): cytoplasm
Molecular function (GO): GTPase activity; GTP binding
Source: RefSeq, a predicted model, not a curated record
ACCGGCAGUAUCUUGAUGGGGAAGCUGAUCUCCAAAGGCUGGAGGAAAAGAGACGCUCGAGUUAUCAUGCUGGGGCUCGACUUCGCUGGCAAAUCCACCCUUCUGUACAAACUGAAGAGCGGCCAGGCUGUGGAGACCUGCCCCACGGUGGGAUUCAACGUGGAGUCUCUGAGAACUCCCUGUGGCAUUUCCUUCACCCUCUGGGAUGUGGGGGGACAAGACAGCCUGCGGGCCAGCUGGCCGAACUACCUGGAGGACAUCAACACCCUCAUCUUCGUGCUGGACAGCACGGACACGGCCCGGCUGGCCGAAGCCAUGGCAGAGCUGGAGGAGGCCCUGAGGCACCCCGGCAUGGCUGGCACCCCCGUGCUGCUCCUGGCCAACAAGCAGGACGUGCCGGGAGCGCUGGCUCCUGCCCAGCUCGGGGAGAUGCUGCGGCUGGGGGGGCUGGCCAGGCACCGCUGGAUGCUCCGGGGCUGCAGCGCCCACACCGGCCAGGGCCUGCAGGAAGUGCUGGCCAUCCUGGGAAUGCUGCUGCGGGGCUCGGGGCACAGCUCCCUGUCCCAGGAGCAGCUCAUCGCGGAGCUGGCGGAGAGGAGGCAAGCUCCAGAGCAAACCUGACCCUCACACGGACCCCUCCCUCUCCCGGCUGCCAGCAGGUUUGUCGUGGGGGAUCCCGGCCUCCAGGCACCCCUACAAGGA